AUGUCAAGGUCGAUGACACCUGCGCUACCUCUGCAUAAUGUGCACACAGAGUCUCCGCGUCCCCCAGUCACCAACCCUCUAGGUGCGCGACAAGAUGCACCUUCUUCGACAUCAACCGCUACAUACUCAUGGCUCGAGCCUCAUGAAACCGCCGAGCGCCUACAAACCUCCUUGCACGAUGGACUAACCCCUGCCGAAGCCGAACUUCGCCUGGCACGCGAUGGACCCAACGAACUUCCCCACGAGGAGCCGGAACCCCUAUGGCUUCGGUUCCUCAAGCAGUUUAAGGAAAGCCUCAUUCUUCUCCUGCUCGCAUCGGCCGGAAUCUCUUUCAUCAUGGGCAACCUCGAUGAUGCCCUCAGCAUUACACUCGCAGUCACAAUCGUGGUGUCGGUCGGCUUCGUUCAGGAAUACCGGUCCGAGAAGUCGCUCGAGGCGCUGGGCCGUCUUGUUCCGCACUACGCCCACCUCAUUCGUCACCACCCGGGGACACAUGUACAUGUUGGGAUGGAGGGUGUCUCUCCGGCAGGGCCUGGGGAGGAGUUGGUGGAACUCCGGAGCAAGAGCCCAGCCACGGCAUCCUCUGCGAUGAAAGCGUCUACACUUGUCCCUGCAGUUCACCUUGUCCCUGGUGAUAUGGUUCUCUUCGCUACAGGUGACCGCAUCCCUGCCGAUAUUCGAAUCACCUCCGCAACCGACCUUUCGAUCGAUGAAUCAAACUUGACCGGCGAGAACGAACCGGUGGUGAAGUUUGCCGCAGCCCUUCGCAGUACACAUAGCGGAAAGCUCCAGGCCCUCAAUGUUACCAGCCCUCCUCGAUCCCCGUUCUAUGACGCCCCGGCUACUGGCGCCGUCGGUGCCGAUAUUCGUCUGAAUGAACAACACAACAUCGCUUUCAUGGGGACCCUGGUCCGUUCGGGCUAUGGUCAGGGUAUUGUCAUCUCAACCGGUGCCAAGACAGAGUUCGGAGCUAUUUCAGCUUCUUUGCAGGAGAUUGAGAGUCCCCGGACUCCGUUGCAGUUGACCAUGGACCGGCUUGGUCAAGAACUGAGUUGGGUCUCGUUCGGUGUCAUUGGUUUGAUCAUGUUCAUUGGUCUCUUGCAAGGUCGUAAGCUCCUGGAAAUGUUUACUAUUAGUGUUUCCCUAGCCGUUGCAGCCAUUCCAGAAGGCUUGCCUAUCAUCGUGACUGUCACUCUCGCUCUUGGAGUUCUGAGGAUGGCCAAGAGGGGAGCGAUCAUGCGAAGACUUCCCAGCGUCGAGACGCUCGGCUCUGUCAACGUUGUCUGCAGUGACAAGACUGGAACACUUACGCUCAACCAUAUGACGAUCACCAAGAUGUGGCAUUUUGAUAGUACCGAGCCUUUUGAGGUUCAGCGGGAUAUGGCCUCUGUGCUCUCGCCCGGGCCAGCUGCUCGCACGAUUCUUCGAGUCGGAAAUAUUGCAAACAAUUCUCGACUCUCCCGCAUGCAUGCUAACUCGCCGGCCACUGCAUCCUCCGCUGCGGUACUCUCCUCAACCGUUGAUAGAAACUCGAACGCUGUGAAGAGCCGUUGGGUCGGCCAGCCUACCGAUGUUGCCAUCUUGGAUCUUCUUGAUACUUUGGGUGAGGACGAUGUCCGUGAUCGAAUCAGAGCUCGUGUUUCUGAGACUCCGUUCAGCUCUGAGCGGAAAUGGAUGGGCGUGAUCAUUGGUAGCGGCAGCCCUAGUGAGUCAGAAGUUGCCUAUAUCAAGGGCGCUCUUGAACAGGUUCUCGCUCGUUCUGAUACUUAUCUGACCAAGGAUGGUCGGGAGGUCAUCUUGGACGAGCCCCGGCGCCAGAUCAUCCGGAAUGCUGCUGAGCAAAUGGCAAGCGAAGGCUUGCGAGUCCUCGCCUUUGCGAGCGGUGCAGUCCGAGACUCAUCGAGAGGUAUGCGGAGAUUCGGCAGUCGCUCUGGAACCCCCACGUCCAGUUCCAGCAGCCCUUCCAAUGAUGAUGAUCGUUAUAAUGGACUGGUCUUCGCCGGACUAGUGGGCAUGAACGACCCGCCACGUAGGGAUGUGCACAAAUCUAUUCGUCGUCUGAUGUCUGGCGGAGUUCGGGUCAUCAUGAUCACUGGUGAUGCUGAGACAACCGCCGUGGCUAUUGCGAAGAAGUUGGGAAUGCCAGUCAUCGAGGCGCCGGGUUCGCGAUCGGUCAUCCGCGGCGAUGAACUUGACCACAUGAGCACUGCUGAGCUAUCCCAAGCAAUUGCAACUACCUCGAUUUUCGCUCGCACGAGUCCGGACCACAAGCUGAAGAUUGUUCGGGCCCUUCAGUCCCGCGGAGAUGUCGUGGCUAUGACCGGUGAUGGUGUCAAUGAUGCACCGGCUUUGAAAAAGGCCGACAUUGGUAUUUCGAUGGGCAAGUUGGGCACCGAUGUUGCCAAGGAGGCAGCGGAUAUGAUUCUGACAGACGACGACUUCUCGACUAUCCUGCGGGCAAUCGAGCAAGGCAAGGGAAUCUUCUACAAUAUCCAAAACUUCGUUACGUUCCAGCUUAGUACCAGUGUGGCCGCGCUCAGUCUUGUGCUAGUCAGCACCACGCUCGGCUUCGAGAAUCCGCUGAAUGCCAUGCAGAUUCUGUGGAUCAACAUUCUCAUGGACGGCCCGCCCGCCCAAUCUCUCGGCGUCGAGCCCGUCGACCCCUCCAUCAUGAACCGACCCCCGCGUCCCAGGGCAGCACGAGUCCUAACAAAAGCCCUCAUCCAACGAGUCCUCAUCUCCGCAUUGGUCAUCAUGCUCGGCACGCUAGCAGUCUACAUCCACGAGAUGGGCGACGUCGACGACGGCACCACCCUAGGCAAACGAACCCGCGUCGUCACCGCCCACGACACAACCAUGACAUUCACCUGUUUCGUCCUCUUUGACAUGUUCAACGCCCUGACCUGCCGCAGCGAGGGCAAAUCUGUCCUGCGCGGCGAGAUCUCCUUGUUCGGUAACAAAAUGUUCAACUACUGUGUCCUUGGCUCCUUGGCUGGCCAGGCCUGUGUCAUCUACCUGCCUUUCCUGCAGCGUGUCUUCCAGACCGAGUCUCUGAGCUUCGGCUCGCUGUUCAGGCUCUUCUUACUUGCCAGCUCUGUGUUCUGGGUUGACGAGGGCCGCAAGUACCUCAAUGCUCUUCAACGUCGGCGCGGUCUGGGUCCUGGGUAUAGUGCUAACGUCUGA
This is a messenger RNA of Penicillium cinerascens, 3183 nucleotides long. RefSeq names its product Ca(2+)/Mn(2+)-transporting P-type ATPase PMR1 (gene pmr1). NCBI's taxonomy places the organism in Eukaryota, Fungi, Ascomycota, Eurotiomycetes, Eurotiales, Aspergillaceae. The coding region runs from base 1 to 3183 and encodes 1060 amino acids. Gene Ontology annotation, biological process: calcium ion transmembrane transport; manganese ion transport; intracellular calcium ion homeostasis. Gene Ontology annotation, molecular function: ATP binding; ATP hydrolysis activity; P-type calcium transporter activity. Gene Ontology annotation, cellular component: endoplasmic reticulum; Golgi membrane; plasma membrane. The transcript has 3 exons. The record is from RefSeq and is a predicted model, not a curated record.